Laccaria bicolor S238N-H82 is the source of this 339-nucleotide messenger RNA. RefSeq lists its product as uncharacterized. The record is from RefSeq and is a predicted model, not a curated record. Bases 1 to 339 code for a protein of 112 amino acids. The transcript is spliced from 5 exons. Lineage: Eukaryota; Fungi; Basidiomycota; Agaricomycetes; Agaricales; Hydnangiaceae.
AUGUGUGACAGGAAGCUAGGCAUUCGCUUUUAUCGCUUGGACUCCCUUGUUCCAAACACAUUUAUGUGUAUGAUGAUGUUUUCGAUCAUGAUGACCAAAACUUGCCACCACUAUGCUGCGCCACAGUGCAUCUCCUGCCUCGGAAAAGCUCAUUCUCCAUCUUUGGAGGAAGGAUGCAAGUUUAUAGGUCCAUCUGGCAAGGUCUUUACACUCCCCGGCAACCCAGCCAUUUUUUCAUUCCAGACCCACUAUGGAAUCCAUAUGGAAUUUCCAUGGAAUGAUGCAUUCCAUAUGGUUUCCAUGGACUGGUCCAUGUGGAUUCCAUGGAAUUUCCAAUGA